AAAUAAAAAUCUAAAAUGGGAUUAUUAGGUAGUGAAAUGUUAUUCUUUAAUGUCCAUAAUGGCUAUUUAGAGGGCAUUUUAAGAGGAUAUAAAGCAGCUUUACUUACACACUCUAAUUAUACAAACUUACAACAAUGCGAUACACUCGAGGACUUUAGAAUGCAGUUAUCUGCUACUGACUACGGCAAUUUCCUAGCAAAUGAAUCACUCCCUUUGUCUACUUCUAAAAUCGCAGAGAAAUCAACUAAUACUCUAGUCGACGAGUUUAAAUAUAUAAGCACUAACUCAACAGAACCUCUAUCCACUUUCUUGGAUUACAUUACAUACGCUUACAUGAUUGACAACGUUAUCUUGUUGAUCACAGGUACCUUACAUGGAAGAGACACACAUGAAUUGUUAGAAAGAUGUCAUCCACUCGGCAAAUUCGACGCCAUGUCCGCACUUUGUGUCGCUACAAACGUGGAAGAACUCUAUCAAUCUGUCUUAGUAGAGACACCAUUAGCACCUUACUUUAGAAAUUGCUUGACAGCAUCAGAUUUGGAUGAUCUCAAUAUAGAAAUCAUAAGAAACGCAGUAUACAAAGCCUACUUAGAGGACUACCACGCGUUUGCACAAACGUUGGAAGAACCAACUGCUUCGAUAAUGACAAAGCUGCUCGCUUUUGAGGCUGACAGAAGGGCAAUCAAUAUUACUCUCAAUAGUUUCGGUACAGAGCUCACGAAAGAGAUGCGUUCUAAAUUAUAUCCAGAAAUCGGUAGAUUAUACCCUGCAGGAACGAAUGUAUUAGCCAGAGCAGACGAUUUUGAUCAGGUUAGAGCUGCUUGUGAAAGUAUCCCAGAGUAUCAUCAGAUGUUUGAUGGUAUUUCUUCAAAUUCAGCAGAUAAUGAUGACAACAAUUCACUCGAGGAUCGUUUCUUCGCUCAUGAGGUGUUGUUAAACAAGGAAACAUUCUUACAGCAGUUCAACUAUGCGCCUUUCUACAGUUAUUUCAAACUCAAGGAACAAGAAGUUAGGAAUAUUGUUUGGUUAGCUGAAUGUACUGCACAAUCAGCACCACAAGACAGGAGGGCAGUUCCUUAUAUAUUUUAACGUGUACAUUUUCUUAUUAUAUAUUUACUUCAUCUUGUCCUAUAAUGGACGCACUCGGUGAUAUUCUC
Wallemia mellicola CBS 633.66 is the source of this 1157-nucleotide messenger RNA. RefSeq names its product vacuolar ATP synthase subunit D. Gene Ontology annotation, molecular function: proton-transporting ATPase activity, rotational mechanism. Lineage: Eukaryota; Fungi; Basidiomycota; Wallemiomycetes; Wallemiales; Wallemiaceae. The transcript is spliced from 4 exons. Gene Ontology annotation, biological process: vacuolar acidification; proton transmembrane transport; vacuolar transport. Gene Ontology annotation, cellular component: fungal-type vacuole membrane; vacuolar proton-transporting V-type ATPase complex; proton-transporting V-type ATPase, V0 domain. The coding region runs from base 16 to 1089 and encodes 357 amino acids. The record is from RefSeq and is a predicted model, not a curated record.